Molecule: messenger RNA, 658 nt
Organism: Neodiprion fabricii
Lineage: Eukaryota; Metazoa; Arthropoda; Insecta; Hymenoptera; Diprionidae
Gene: Ndufb2
Product: NADH dehydrogenase [ubiquinone] 1 beta subcomplex subunit 2, mitochondrial-like
Exons: 3
Coding region: 158-457 (99 amino acids)
Cellular component (GO): mitochondrial inner membrane
Source: RefSeq, a predicted model, not a curated record
GACAUCUCGACUGUCGCGUACAUUGGAAAAGUCAAAGAGCUUGCGCGAAGAGAAUGCGCACUAAACUUGCUGUUUGCGUUACGUCGAUGGAUCGUGCUCGAUCCUCAAGCAGUUGAGGUUGGUUCGGAUGAUAGUUGAGUAAAUAUCGGUAUAAAAAAUGUCGACGUCCCGUGGUAUAAACUUGUUGAGAGUCUUUAGACAAGCCACGAAAAUAAAUCGCAAUCACAACCUGCAACAGACGCGAAAUGGGCACGGAGUCGUUUACCGUUUGCCAGCACCUCCGCCACAUAAAAGCGUUACUAUAGGCGCAGAAGUAAUCGGAGGAGUCGCGUGGUGGUGGAUUCUUUGGCAUCUAUGGCACGACUACGAACACAUUACCGGGGAAUUCGAUUAUCCUGAUCCAUUGAAAUGGACCGAUGAGGAAUUGGGAAUACCUCCGGACGACCAUGACGUCUAAUUAGAUUGUGGAUUAAGCCGGUACGUCAUUGUUCACGUUUUAAAAAACACCAGUUGUCGGAACCGUUAGAAAAUUUAAAAAUCUUAAUUGUGAUUCGAAAAUUCCUGAGACAACUCCGGAGUAGCACUUGUAAUUAAAACCGUAUUUAAUAAUGCUAUCGUGUAAUAUAAUGUAUUAAUAAAAGCAACUCUAUGCGGGUUA